This is a messenger RNA of Protobothrops mucrosquamatus (brown spotted pit viper), 2006 nucleotides long. RefSeq names its product NADH:ubiquinone oxidoreductase subunit A5 (gene NDUFA5). Gene Ontology annotation, biological process: respiratory electron transport chain. Lineage: Eukaryota; Metazoa; Chordata; Lepidosauria; Squamata; Viperidae. Bases 158 to 508 code for a protein of 116 amino acids. The record is from RefSeq and is a predicted model, not a curated record. The transcript has 5 exons.
UUCCAAUGUGGUCGGAGCGCAUGCGCUUUGCGCUGUCCUAGAAAUUGCCCUCUGUCUACGCGAGUUAGAAGACCUUUCAGCUUCAGUUCCUAGAUGCUGGCGACGGAGUGAAACGAUUUCAUGAUCUUUUUUGCUCCUAUUCCUUAAUAUAGUGGCAAUGGCGGGAGUCCUGAAAAAGACUACUGGGCUUGUGGGAUUAGCUGUAUGUAACAAUCCACAUGAACGCCUCAAAAUACUAUAUACAAAAAUUCUGGGUAUUUUAGAGACUAUGCCUCAGGAUGCAGCAUACAGGAAAUAUACAGAGAAAUUUACAAAUGAACGGUUUGAUAUAGUGAAAGCAGAACCUGAUGUGCGAAGGCUGGAAAACAAAUUAAACUCUGGACAGAUAGAAGAAGUGAUUCUGCAGGCUGAAAAUGAACUUUCCUUAGCCAAGAAAAUGUUGAAAUACCGUCCUUGGGAACCUUUAGUUGAAGAACCUCCAGAAAACCAGUGGAAAUGGCCAGUGUAAUUAACAGUGUUUUAACCUUCAGAGGAAACAGAAUUAUUUCAUUAAAUGUAUGCUGGACAUGACUGAAAUUGUCUAUUUAUCCAAACUUUGUCUCAAUAUAAAAUGGAGGGUCACUACAUUCAUGACACAGUAAGAAAUGUUUUUCAGAGUAAUAUCAUUCUUUGAAUAGCUACAUAUAUAAAUAUCCCUGUACUUUCUUUUUCCCUGUUGCACCAAGUUCAUACUCUUAAUUAAAUGGUAGAACAAAGUUUAGAAAGAGUACAAAGGAUUCUCCUGAACUCUUCUGCUAAAGUACUGUGAAAAUAUACAUUUAUCCAUUCAGAAUAAGGGACAGUAAAAUAGUUUAUAUUAAGAGUCCAGUACCAAAAAUAUAUUAUCUGCACUAGGUCCUAACUCUAUAUUCAAAGGGGAAAAUAAGUAAAUUGUUACUUUAUUGUUAUGCUGUUUAUGAAUUUGUUCUUGCAGCAUUCUUGAGAGAAAUGCUACAUGGAUUCUUGCUUGAAUUGUAUGCUUUGUAUAUUACAUCCAUACAUACACUCUCAUGCGCUAACUUUAUCAAAACUUCCCCAGCUUACUAAAUACAUAUACAUGAAAGAAAAUUAAAAUCUCAAAGUUUUCAAAGGGUAGCAAUGAGAUUACUAGAUCUGUUUUAGUCUGCUGCUCUGAAAAGACCAGGAAUAUGUUUGAAUGUGUGCCUAUAUUAUUUAUCAAAUUCACAUAGUGUGCUGAAAUAUUUAAUACCGGUAUGUUUCUGAAGGUAACAUAAAUUUUUAUUUUCUGUAAAUUUCUCUCUAUUUUUUCAUCUUGAACAGUAUGGAGAAAGUGUGUUUCAGAACUAAUCCCGUUAUCUCAGAUUAUGGUUUCAACAAUCUUUAGUUCUCACUGUUAAACAAACCCUGAGCCAAUGAUGAUUGUAGGCAAGCAAAUAGAGAGAAUUGUAGAUUGAAGUAAAAAAUAGCAAAAUAGACAAGGAAACUAAUGUGCUGAUAUUUGAUCCAAUUAGAAUUAGUUUUUGCACAUUUAUAAUCUUUAAAAUCUAUGUGGUCACUAAGAGUCAACAACUUUAUGGCAUGUAAGCAGUGAUCUCUAGAUAUAUUAGUAUAUUCUGUAAAGUACUGUCAUUGUAAUAACUAUAGAUUUGGUUUGGUGGGAUUAAUUGCUAAAUCAAGUCCACUCAGUUAUGUGUGUGGUUUUUUAAAGUGUGUCUUAGCAAGCCACAAGAGGGCUCUGUAUAUAGCGAAUGCUGCAUUCUUUUCAGGAUGUGAGUUGGUUAAAGGGGAGAAUUCAGCUCUGAGGAGCAUUUAACAUCACUACUAGUCAGAAGCAAAUGUAUUUGCCAGCUGUAAGUUUACAACUGCAUAGAAUUUUAUUGUUAAAUAGGACUAGCUUUUAUUUAGAUAUAGCUGGCAUGUUUGUUUCUAUUGCUUCACUUGAAAACAGUUGGUAUUAUGAUUGUAUUUUCUAUCACUAUAUUAAACUUUUGGAGUGUUUUUAGUGU